Molecule: messenger RNA, 279 nt
Organism: Cynocephalus volans (Philippine flying lemur)
Lineage: Eukaryota; Metazoa; Chordata; Mammalia; Dermoptera; Cynocephalidae
Product: small ribosomal subunit protein uS11-like
Exons: 1
Coding region: 1-279 (92 amino acids)
Biological process (GO): translation; ribosomal small subunit assembly
Cellular component (GO): ribosome; cytosolic small ribosomal subunit
Molecular function (GO): structural constituent of ribosome
Source: RefSeq, a predicted model, not a curated record
AUGACACCUCACAAGGGGAAGGAAAAGAAGGAAGAACAGGUCAUCAGCCUUGGACCUCAGGUGGCUGAAGGAGAGAAUGUAUUUAGUGUCUCCAUUGUCUUUGCAUCCUUCAGUUACACCUUUGUCCAUGUCACUGAUCUUUCUUGCAAGGAAACCAUCUGCCUUCACUCCAAGGCCCUUUCCCGCUCAGGAGUGAAGAUCAAGUGGAUUGAGGAUGUCACCCCCAUCCCCUCUGACAGCACCCGCAGAAAGGGGGGUCACUGUGGUCACUGUCUGUGA